Molecule: messenger RNA, 2070 nt
Organism: Hyaena hyaena (striped hyena)
Lineage: Eukaryota; Metazoa; Chordata; Mammalia; Carnivora; Hyaenidae
Gene: PLAG1
Product: PLAG1 zinc finger
Exons: 4
Coding region: 387-1886 (499 amino acids)
Source: RefSeq, a predicted model, not a curated record
UGGGCUGCAGGGGCAGCGCAUACACUACAAUGGCUGCUGGAAAGAGGCGUAAGGAAACAAUUUCCAGGCCCGCCGCGUCCAGCCCGAAAUAUGAGAAAAAAAUUAUUAGAAAUUCCGCGGGCGGUGUAAAGGCGGCGGACGGGCCGGAGGGAGGAUGUUAAAGCCCCGCGAUUGGCCAAAAUGGGAAGGACUGGAUUCCGCUCUCUUCCACGAAGAGUCAAUGGGACUGGCUAAGAUCAAGGUCUGAGGCAUUUUCCACCUGUCAUCAGUCCCUUUUUGCUUUCUUUUACGACCACAUGAAACUUGAGAAGCCACCUAAAGCUAAAUCAUUUAGUGGAGUUGGGCAGUUCCCAAGUGUCCAACAAGAAGGCCUGCUUUAGGCUGCGAUGGCCACUGUCAUUCCUGGUGAUUUGUCAGAAGUAAGAGAUACCCAGAAAGUCCCUUCAGGGAAACGUAAGCGUGGUGAAACCAAACCAAGAAAAAACUUCCCUUGCCAACUGUGUGACAAGGCCUUUAACAGUGUUGAGAAAUUAAAGGUUCACUCCUACUCUCACACAGGAGAGAGGCCCUACAAGUGCAUACAACAAGACUGCACCAAGGCCUUUGUUUCUAAGUACAAAUUACAAAGGCACAUGGCUACUCAUUCUCCUGAGAAAACCCACAAGUGUAAUUAUUGUGAGAAAAUGUUUCACCGGAAAGAUCACCUGAAGAACCACCUGCACACGCAUGACCCUAACAAAGAGACGUUUAAGUGUGAAGAGUGUGGCAAGAACUACAACACCAAGCUUGGCUUCAAACGUCACCUGGCCUUGCACGCCGCCACCAGUGGUGACCUCACCUGCAAGGUCUGUCUGCAGACGUUCGAAAGCACCGGCGUGCUCCUGGAGCACCUGAAGUCCCACGCGGGCAAGUCGUCCGGCGGCGUGAAAGAGAAGAAGCACCAGUGUGAGCACUGCGACCGCCGCUUCUACACCCGGAAGGAUGUCCGCAGACACAUGGUGGUGCACACUGGAAGAAAGGACUUCCUCUGUCAGUACUGUGCACAGAGAUUCGGGCGGAAGGAUCACCUGACUCGUCACAUGAAGAAGAGUCACAACCAGGAACUCCUGAAGGUCAAAACAGAACCGGUGGACUUUCUGGAUCCAUUUACCUGCAAUGUUUCUGUGCCUAUUAAAGAUGAGCUCCUCCCGGUGAUGUCCUUACCUUCUAGUGAACUGUUGUCAAAGCCAUUCACAAACACUUUGCAGUUAAACCUCUAUAACACUCCGUUUCAGUCCAUGCAGAGCUCGGGCCCCGGCCACCAGAUGAUCACGACUUUACCUUUGGGAAUGACGUGCCCGAUAGACAUGGACGCUGUCCAUCCUUCUCACCACCUUUCUUUCAAGUACCCGUUCAGUUCUACCUCAUACGCGAUUUCGAUUCCUGAAAAAGAACAGCCACUAAAGGGGGAAAUCGAGAGUUAUCUGAUGGAGCUACAAGGUGGCGUGCCCUCUUCAUCCCAGGAUUCCCAGGCAUCAUCAUCUAAACUAGGGCUGGAUCCUCAGAUCGGCUCCCUAGAUGAUGGUGCAGGGGACCUCUCCCUGUCCAAAAGCUCAAUUUCCAUCAGUGACCCCCUAAACACACCAGCCUUGGAUUUUUCCCAGCUGUUUAAUUUCAUACCCUUAAAUGGCCCUCCCUAUAAUCCUAUAUCAGUGGGGAGCCUCGGAAUGAGCUAUUCCCAAGAGGAAGCGCAUUCUUCUGUGUCUCAGCUGCCCCCCCAGACCCAGGAUCUUCAGGAUCCUGCAAACACUAUAGGUCUCAGCUCCCUGCACUCGCUGUCCGCAGCCUUCACGAGUAGCUUCAGCACAAGUACCACACUACCACGUUUCCAUCAGGCUUUCCAGUAGGAGUCCAGGACGUGGACGGAAUACAGAAAUCUGUGUGUAGCCCGCCUUAGGUGACCGUUUGUAUUUUAGUGCCUACUUUAAAACAGCAUAAAAAUGUCCGCUUUUGUACAGUACCAAUUUUCAUUAAGCCAGUAUGAAGUAGAAACGAGCUUUUAUAAAUGAGCUUUGGAACCGUUGGCGUUCA